CAUACUAAUUCAUUGCAUAAUUUGCAUUGAAGCAUGUGUUUCAUCAUUUUUUAUUGCUAAUAACAGUUGUGUACGCUUCAAAGUCAAUGUUUGAAUUCGGAAAGAGCAGUUGAGUUUCCAUGAGAAAACAAAUGAUUUUAGAAUAUUGCGCAAAAUCAAAGCAUGAUUUUCUGUUUUCAUUUCACAUGGAUAAGCUAGCAAGCUCAUAUCCCAUUGACUUUGACCUUAUGUAUAUCACUAAUUAUUUUUAAAAAUGAUAUUAAUGUGAAAAGUAAGCUUUCUGCAAAGAAAAUAGACAGAAUAAAAAAAAUAUGUGAUUGGAUUAUUAGCCGCAGACGAUGACUCAAACCAUGUCAUCCAAAUCAAGGGACCCUUUGCCCUUGCAAGUUGUAACAUAUUCAAAUUUAUCACAAACCAAAUUCCCUAGUUGACUAUAAUAUUUUUGCCAUCUUUAUAUAUGGUCAAGAAAAUACCAUUGCACAAAUCAAGAAAGAGUAGUAAGUACUAGCACAUCAUGGGAAGAAUCGAGACGGCUGGGGAAGUCCAGAGCCCGGUGAAGGGCGUCGCUGUGGGCUCGUACCCUCAAACUCAUCAUCCAAUGCAGCCUCAGCCCGUUGGAAGGCCGUGGAGCACUGGACUAUUUGACUGCCAUCUCGACCAAACCCAAGCUGUGAUGACGGCGUUAUUACCAUGUGUCACGUUCGGACAGAUAGCCGAGGUUUUGGACGAAGGAGAAAUGACCUGUCCAUUGGGGAGUUUCAUAUACAUGUUGAUGAUGCCUGCUGUUUGCUCCCAAUGGAUCAUGGGAUCCAAGUACAGAUCCAAGUUGAGGAACAAAUAUGGGCUAGUCGAGGCGCCUUACAGCGACGUCGUUUCACACAUUUUCUGCCCUUGCUGUGCCCUCUGCCAAGAGUCGAGGGAACUCAAGAGUAGAGGCCUCGACCCGACUCUUGGAUGGAAUGGAAUCGUUGCUCAACAGCACCAGUAUGGGAAUGAGGCUCCUCCGGCUCAAGCUAUGUCGAAAUAGUUGGUAAAAUAAAUGUUUUUUAAAUAUUGUGGGAAUCUGCAUUCGUUAUCUUCGGACUAAAUUAUGGUUCUUGUGCAAGCAUUUGUUUCUUAUUCUAGUAAGGUUGUAUUGUUUUUUUUCUUCCCAUUUUCUUGCUUUUUCUUAAUCUUACCUAUUGUAAUAUGUAGUAUACAAAAAUGUUCUCUCUCGAUUCUAAUAAUCAUAUUCCCAUAACUUGUGGGGUGUAUUCUUGCUUGGUUGUUAA
This is a messenger RNA of Salvia splendens (bonfire salvia), 1271 nucleotides long. Its product is annotated as protein PLANT CADMIUM RESISTANCE 8-like. The record is from RefSeq and is a predicted model, not a curated record. Bases 515 to 1027 code for a protein of 170 amino acids. The transcript has 4 exons. Lineage: Eukaryota; Viridiplantae; Streptophyta; Magnoliopsida; Lamiales; Lamiaceae.